AUGCCGACACACUGCGAGGACGGCGAGAGGCUGCACCGAUACCCCAGCUAUAAUAUGAAAAGGCACCGUGCUCCGAUCCUCGAGCGACGCUGCGGCAUCUCCCUCGAGGGCACAAUAUCGCAGAGACAGCACUAUGCUCUGAGUUUUUGUGAAGAAUCUGAAAUUGCAUACGUCAACGCACUCAAUGGGCCGUUUAAAAGCUUUCCGCUCCCCCCGCUCCCCCACACCGCGUCCCCCCCCCACCCCUCCAGCUACGCAUCGGGGGCCACGUGGCACGCGUCUAUUUCCGAUGCCACCUUGACAGAUGUACCCGUGAGCCUGUCGAUGCGCCACAAAGAAGUGACAAAUGUAAGAGAU
Molecule: messenger RNA, 357 nt
Organism: Iphiclides podalirius (scarce swallowtail)
Lineage: Eukaryota; Metazoa; Arthropoda; Insecta; Lepidoptera; Papilionidae
Source: the annotation of a GenBank genome assembly